CCGGCCGCCCGUACACAACAAACAUUUACCCACUGUCUUGUAUAAAAAGCUAACAUCAACGCAACUGUAUUUAGCAAGAUCCUUUGUUAGUCAACGGUGAAAGGUUCACAAGUAUAAAACAAAAAAAUAAAUCAGUUCUACAUCAUUUAAAGUACGAGAUGCGACCAGUGGUCAUCCUGGUGUUGCUGGCAAUCGCCGCAGCUGAGGUUGCGGAGGAGCCCUGGGUGGAGGAAGAGGAUGUAGACGACUCGUAUGAUGACUACGAGCCGUCCAGGAGCAGACGCGAUGUUCAUGAUGCAGGGCCUUUUGAGGAACAUGUUCGGGUGAAGCGGUGUUGUGAGCCGAGAACUCGCAGAGCUGCGGAGUACGUGCGGGUGCCUCGUCAGCUCCACCAGUAUGAGGUCCACGAAUUCACAGAUGAUGGGGAGAUGGAAUCCCCGCCCUAUGAGGAGAUGCUCGCCGCGAGUGCGAACCACUACCAUAAAGUGUACGCCCCGAGUCCUCGGUACUUGCGACCUGAUGUGAACAGUGCUAACAUUGCUGAAGCGGCGAACGUCGCCCCGGUAGAAGCAGUGCAGUCUCAGCCAGUUCAGUUUAUCGCUAGUCCUCCAGGCCCUGUUCCUUUGGCUUCAAACCCUAUUCCAGUAGAUAAUCCCAUCCCAGUGCCGGUGUCUUCUGAACCAUUGAUCCAGGCUCCGAAGCAAUUGGCUUCAGGUGACUUGUAUGGUGCAUCAACUGGACACCAUCACUCAAAGCAUGCCCACGGACAUUCUCAGGGAGGUGGACACGCCAAACAUGGAGGACAUUUUGCAGAGCAUGGAGGCAAGACUUCCAAAGGUUAUCACCAAGACCAUCAUUUAGAUAAGGGAGGUAAAGGCUUCAAAACAGAUGAACACCAUAAGAAACAAUACGAAGAAGCCGCCGGUAAGAAGAAAAAGCAUCACGACCAUGCGGGACAUAAGGGCAGCCAUGAAGAAGAAGCAUUCGGACACAGAGGAGCUAAGUUUGAUGAGAAAAAGGGACACAAAAAAGGACAUAAGACCAAGGGCUACCACAACAAGUACCACAAGGAUGAAUUCCACAAGGAACACAAGUUCUACGACGACUUCCACAAGAGUGGUGAACACCACAGAUUCGGCAAGUUCAAUGCCAAACACGCCAGCAACGAGAGUGGUAAGAAGAAGGCUCAUCACGUCAAUGCUGGACAUGACUUCGUUGAGAAAGGAAAGAAGGGAUACAGCAACAAGGGUCACGUUGAUGCUGACCACAAAGGAUACAAUGGAAAACAUGGCCACGAAGAACAUCACGAGAAACAUGCAGACCACGGUAGGAAAGGUGGGAAGGAAGGAGGAUCCCACUGGAGCUACAAGAAAAACUAGAUCCUAUAUCUUAGGUGUUAAGAGGCAACUUCCUCUGGGAUUCUGUUGCAGUAUAUGCCAUUUAGAGACGUUGGUUUAUAGUAUGUUUUUAUGUGAUAAGUUUAGAGGUUCGAUGUCGUUGCUACGAGUAUUUUGAGGCAAGGUUGCUGAUUAAGCUGGUUAGUGGUAUGUUUAGAAUUUAGAAGGAGUAGUGAGAAUACUACCAAAAGAAUUGUAACGAAACGAUAAUGAAGCAAAUCGAAGAUAUUCAACAAAAAAUAAACUACCCGAUGUAAUCUUUACUAAUAUCAUUGCGAUAUAUUACAUCUAAUUUAAAGAAGUUAUGGUGAUUAUUGAUUUGUUGAUUGAUUACUUUUUUGAUUUCAUGAUGUAAUUCGAUAGUUAAUUAUUUUCAUGGUUUGUUAACAAUCGCAUAAUUGUUGUCAUUAAUGAAAAUUUCAAUUGACCCGAAAAGUAUGUCAUGAGUUGCAGUCAGUACAUCCCAGCACUAAGAGUUCUUAAGACUUUAACAGUAUUUGUUUAUUUGUUGUAGAUUUAUUAGUUCACUUCCAGAAUCUUCUAUCCGGUUCAGUGAAGCGGCAAUAAUUUCUUCGUUUACAUUAUAAUUAUUGCUUUCGUUCUGCUAAAUCGAUUAUAUCCCAAUUUCUAAAAAAACGUUUAAGGACGUGACU
Spodoptera litura is the source of this 2050-nucleotide messenger RNA. RefSeq lists its product as uncharacterized. NCBI's taxonomy places the organism in Eukaryota, Metazoa, Arthropoda, Insecta, Lepidoptera, Noctuidae. The record is from RefSeq and is a predicted model, not a curated record.